Molecule: messenger RNA, 396 nt
Organism: Lactuca sativa (garden lettuce)
Lineage: Eukaryota; Viridiplantae; Streptophyta; Magnoliopsida; Asterales; Asteraceae
Source: RefSeq, a predicted model, not a curated record
AUGGCAGUUGAACCUGCCGCUACUCCUGUUGCUGUGUCUAUAGUUCAAGCUGCCGCUACUCCUGCUGUUGUGUCUAUAGUUCAAGCUACCGCUACUCCAGCUGUUGCGUCUGCAGCUCAAGCGCCUGCCACUAGAUAUGCGGGUAACCUCCCUUGGUGCAACAAGUGCACAUACCACCAUUAUACCUCUGGCCCGUGCCUCAAGAAGAUCUGCAAAAGAUCUGGCAAAAAGGGCCACACCACUCAUAACUGCAAAACACCAGUUCAUCUAAUCAAUCAAGCUCCCGGAUCGAGUACUGUUCGAGCCUGCUAUGGUUGUGGAGAGAUCGGGAAUCUCAAGCAAAACUGCCCAAAACAGCAAUCACCAACAACGUCAACAAUGCCGAAAUGGUUUUAG